AUGAGUAAGAGAAAGCUAAAAAUUUUAACUAUUGAAGAAAAGGUCGAUUUAAUUAAAGAUGUAGAGAAUAAUCCUACCGUUAAGAAAAAGGACUUGGCCCUGAAAUAUGGCAUACCGCCGAAUACAUUAUCGACAAUAAUGUCGAACAAAGAAAAAAUAUUAGAACAUUACGAAACAAAGGGCGGUUCUGCAAAUCUUAAUCGUAAAAAAAUCAAGGAGUGCACAUACACCGACAUUGAAACGGCACUCUUGAAAUGGUUAAAGAAUUAUGAGCAUAAGCGGACUGAAAUCCCUGUGAGUGGAAUUCUCCUUCGUGAAAAAGCACUUGAUUUUGGCAAACUCCUUGGACACAUGGACUUUGUAGCAAGCAGUGGAUGGCUCGAGAGGUUUAAAGCUCGUCAUAACAUAGUUUUUCGGAAUUUACAUGGAGAAGCUAAAGACGUCCCGGAAAGUCUUUGUGAAGAAUGGAGAAUAAGACUUCCCACCCUACUGUUUGGUUACAAAGCAUCAGACGUCUUUAAUAUUGAUGAAACCGGAUUAUUCUACAAAUGUGUUCCCCAAAAAACUUUAAUGUUCAAAGGAGAGUCCUGCGCUGGAGGAAAAAUGAGCAAAGAUCGCUUAACUGUUCUUGUUGGUGCCAAUGCUGAUGGAUCAGAAAAAUUACCCCUCUUAGUUAUUGGUAAAUCGAAAAACCCACGUUGCUUUAAAAACGUCAAAUCUUUGCCGGUAAAUUACAAAAGCAAUAAGAAAUCCUGGAUGACCAGCGAGCUGUUUGAAGAAUACGUGAGAAAACUUGAUUUGAGUUUUCAUAAAAAAUCUCGAGAAGUUUUGCUGUUUGUGGACAAUUGUCCAGCACAUCCAAAGUUAAAAAAUUUAAAGUCAAUUAAGCUUGAAUUUUUCCCACCAAAUACAACGGCAAAACUUCAGCCAGCUGAUCAGGUAGUAAUUUGUAAUUUAAAAGUGCAUUAUAGGAAACGAGUAAUUAGAAAGCUCAUCAACGAUAUUGAAAAUAAUAAAGAGCAUACAAGUUCCAUAUCGGUAUUAGAUGCUCUUCGAAUGGUUUUUAGUGCCUGGCAAAAUGAUGUUUCCCAAGACACAAUUGCUCAUUGUUUUCAGAAAUGCGGAUUCUUUCCUUCAAGUGCUCCCAAUAUUGUUGAUGAGGUUAACGAAUGUUUGGACAACGAGUUCAGAGAUGUGUUUCAAGAACAAUCAUUGGAACUUUCUGACUUCGUAAACGUUGACUCCGAGCUCAUUACCUGCGGUGAACUUUGCGAUGAAGAUAUUAUUGCAGAAGUAACAGCUAAAGAAGAUGGUACGGACAAUGAAGAGAAAAUUGAAAUUUCUGAACAUAAUGAUUUGCCAACAAAUGCAGAUGUUAGUAAUGCACUAUCGAUUAUUCAUCGUUCUAUUGAAAGUCGGGAAAAUGUUCCACAGGAUAUAUUCAAUGCCAUGAAUUUUAGAAAUUUCAGCAGAGGCUCCUUGUAA
This is a messenger RNA of Uloborus diversus, 1485 nucleotides long. RefSeq names its product tigger transposable element-derived protein 4-like. The record is from RefSeq and is a predicted model, not a curated record. Gene Ontology annotation, cellular component: nucleus. The transcript has 2 exons. NCBI's taxonomy places the organism in Eukaryota, Metazoa, Arthropoda, Arachnida, Araneae, Uloboridae. Bases 1 to 1485 code for a protein of 494 amino acids. Gene Ontology annotation, molecular function: DNA binding.